GCUGCAAAGAGGAGGCUCUGCUUUCAGAGUGCAGAGCAGCUGAUCAGGGAUUGCACAGUAAAUCUGAAGCAAAAUACAUAGUAAAAAGGAAUGUCUUUAAGGAGUGGCAACACAAUUGGGACUGCAGGAAACACAGGAUGACCCCGUUAUGCAUUGCAGCCAAACAAGAGCAGAGUCAGGACAGCAAUACCAAAGAGGACCAUGUAUUAACCAGGGGUGGGAGAAGUACGCAACCAGAUCUCAAAUAGAUAUCACACAUUGGUUGAAGGAGACCAGUAUAGUAGUGAAGACAAACAGAGUUAAUAAAGAUCAUUUAAUUUAACUUUUUCUUUUAUGGGGUAGUUCAUUCUGCUCCUAUACAGUAGGUGGCAGUAAUGCACCUUUAACGCUGGCUGCCCCCCACAAUAAACUCGUAAAAAGAAGAGGCGACAGCUGAUCAGUCAGCUCCAGAUUGCACACUCACACACCCACCAUGCCUUCCCCUAUCCCCGUCACCCGCCUGCUCCCCAAAGAUAUCUAUCCCUUCCUGGACCUCGAAACCUGCAGCAGCCCGCUGACCAGACACCCCGGCUCGACCUUACAGGUUCCCGUGCAGCGGCUCCAUGGAAAGGUCGCCAGCCGGCUCUGGUCCACGGUGAUCCACUGGAAGGAACUGCGCUCCGUGCAGCCUGCGGGAUCCGGAGGGUUCGGCUCAGUCUACAAGGCCGAUUAUUUCGGGGAGACUGUAGCGUUGAAAAAAGUGAAAAAGUGCACCAAGAACCAGCUGGCGUCCCGGCAGAGCUUCUGGGCAGAGCUGAACGCAGCGCACCUGCGCCACGGGAACGUCGUGCGCGUCAUCGCGGCCACCACCUGUAUGCCAGCGAAUUUUGGAGACGACAGCAGCAUCGGAGCGGUGCUCAUGGAGUUUGUGGGGGACAGAAACCUGCAGCAGAUCAUAUACGGUGGGUGUGAACCUCUGGAGGACAGGUGGCUCAGGUACGCCACGGAUAUCGCACACGGUUUGCGCUUCCUGCACUCACACAACGUGUUGCACCUGGACAUAAAGCCAGCCAACGUGCUGGUGUCCGGGGAGGACAUUUGCAAAAUUGUAGAUUUCGGUUGUUCUCUGAAACUGGACCACAGGUGCGAGGUGAGCUCUCUCAGUCCGCAUCUGAGCCACGUCGGCGGCACUUACACGCACAGAGCCCCUGAGCUGCUGAAAGGAGAGGGGCUGUCUCCUAAAGCGGACAUAUUCUCCUUCGGGAUCACUCUGUGGCAGCUGAUCACCAGAGAGCAGCCCUACACCGGCGACAGGCAGCACGUGCUCUACGCGGUUGUGGCUCACAAUCUGCGGCCGUCGGUCCAGGAGCACCCGGUGUUCCGGUCGGAGCAGGGCCAGCUGUGCAGGACUCUGCUGGGUCGGUGCUGGAGCGGGGAUGGCCGCUGCAGACCCACCGCUCAGGAACUGGUGCCUCAGCUGGAGCAGAUCAGCUCCCAGGCAUGAUAUGUUUUAUGCACAUGUGCACUGGCAGCUUUAUUAAAUUGAUGUGUUUUUAGGAACGUUUUAAAACGUGGACUGCCCAUGGUCCUAUCUUAAUGCCGAAUCUCGUUUAAAAAAGCCAAAACUUAAGUGCCUUCCUGUUUAUCUGUGAAAAGACAAUGAGCCUUACGAAAAUGAAACUGCUUUACUAUCAUGAGGAUGUAAUGCUUCAAUCGGCUUAUGUGAAUCUGACGACAGAAAGCUUAUUGUAAUAAAAACAGCUUUGAAAUACAUUCCUAUCGCUCACUCAGCCUGAAUAGGUGCAUUUGAGUUGCUUAACAGUAUGGAGUAAAAUGCAUUGAGUGUUGUGCAGUGAUCUGGUGAAUAUGUGGCUCCUCAUGAUUGAGCACAAAAGGUUUUCUUAGCAGUAUGAGGCUUCAUCUUUAAAAUGUCCUUUUAAUUAAGUGUACUCUGGUGCACAGUGCUCUGAAAUAAAGUGUCUACACUGCUACAGUAAAAAUAUUAUUUUAUUCUCACGUUAGUUUUAAAGAAUCACUUACAUGAACACAAAGCAGACAACAUUACAUCAUUGACAUUUUAUUCCACAACUCAAACAUCCAGGUGGAGUUACUGUAAGGGUUCAAACUGACUUAGUUUUAGACCAUUUUCUUAAAAUAUGAGAUACAAAUGUGUUGUGAAUUGAGUUGUAUUUGUUAUGUUGAGAUUGUUAUGUGAGAUUUAUGUGUGACAGGUUUUCAUUAAAAAUAUUUUUAUAAUUUA
This is a messenger RNA of Eleginops maclovinus (Patagonian blennie), 2239 nucleotides long. RefSeq names its product v-mos Moloney murine sarcoma viral oncogene homolog (gene mos). Gene Ontology annotation, cellular component: cytoplasm. The coding region runs from base 473 to 1483 and encodes 336 amino acids. Lineage: Eukaryota; Metazoa; Chordata; Actinopteri; Perciformes; Eleginopidae. Gene Ontology annotation, molecular function: protein kinase activity; ATP binding. The record is from RefSeq and is a predicted model, not a curated record. Gene Ontology annotation, biological process: negative regulation of metaphase/anaphase transition of meiotic cell cycle; protein phosphorylation; signal transduction. The transcript has a single exon.